UUUCUCAUUUCUGCUGUGAUUCUUCAAUUCAUGUACUUAAUUGAGACAAGGGAGAAAAAGAUUGAAUUUUUGGAAGAUGAAUGGUCUGCAGCCUCCAGAUUUGGUCGACGAAGCUAACCGCGGUGAUGGUUUCAUCAGAACUUACAAAGCUUGGAAAGGCAGCAAUGUAUUUGUUUUGGGAGCAAGAUUUAUUUUUGGACCUGAUGCUAGAUCCCUUUUCUUCACCAUCUUCUUAAUCGUUGCUCCGGUUGCCGUCUUCUGUGUGUUUGUAGCAAGAAAAUUACUGGAUGAUUUCCCUCAUCACCUUGGAAUAUCGAUAAUGGCUGUCGUUGUGGCUCUCACUUUAUCUGAUAUAAUUCUUCUUCUGAUAACCUCGGGAAGAGAUCCCGGUAUAAUUCCGCGAAACUCGCACCCUCCCGAGCCUGAAGGUUAUGAAGGAAUGACUGAAGUUCAGCCUGGCCGAACUCCGCCAUUACCAAUACCGCGUACAAAAGAUGUGGUGGUCAAUGGUAUAAGUGUGAAGAUCAAAUACUGCGAUACUUGUAUGUUGUAUCGACCUCCCCGAUGUUCUCACUGUUCGAUAUGCAAUAACUGCGUCAACAGAUUCGACCACCACUGCCCUUGGGUUGGUCAGUGUAUUGGACUGCGGAAUUACCGAUUCUUCUUCAUGUUUAUAUUCUCUACGACUCUUCUUUGUUUAUACGUGCACGGGUUUUGCUGGGUUUACAUCCGGAGAAUCAUGGACGGCGAGAAAACAACAAUCUGGAGAGCGAUGACCAAAACUCCCGCCUCCAUUGCACUAAUAAUCUACACCUUCAUUGCUGUCUGGUUUGUUGGUGGUUUAUCCGUUUUCCAUUUGUAUCUGAUUAGUACAAACCAGUCUACAUACGAGAACUUUAGAUACCGAUACGAUCGUCAUGAGAAUCCGUACAACAAAGGGGUCGUCAAGAACUUCAUGGAGGUAUUCUGCACCAGUAUUCCUCCAUCGAAGAUAAAUCUCAGGGCAAAGGUUCCAAAGGAAGCUGCAAUUUCACCGAGAACAGUGGACGGAGAUUUUAUACGUCCGAACAAGGGGAACACCUUUGGUGAAAUUGCAAUGGGGAGAAAGCCAGUUCGGGAAGAGGCAUUACGAGGUAUCAGGGAUUACGAAGGACAACACAGUGUUGACUAUAUGGACAAGGGCAGUGGAUUGCCCAAUGUUUCUUCCGAUUUAAGCCGGAUCCUUCCCUCGGAGAACACGGAGAGGCAUUUGAAUUGGGGAAGGAAGAGUGAAAGAUGGGAAAUAUCACCUGAGAUUCUUCCUUUGUCCAGAAUCGGAGAAUCAAAGAGGAUGAAUGGUUUGAGCAAUACUGAAUCUACAACCGGAAUCAACAAUACGAAACAAAAUGAUCAACUGUAAA
Hibiscus syriacus is the source of this 1400-nucleotide messenger RNA. Its product is annotated as probable protein S-acyltransferase 7. Gene Ontology annotation, cellular component: Golgi apparatus; endoplasmic reticulum. Lineage: Eukaryota; Viridiplantae; Streptophyta; Magnoliopsida; Malvales; Malvaceae. The transcript is spliced from 5 exons. Gene Ontology annotation, biological process: peptidyl-L-cysteine S-palmitoylation; protein targeting to membrane. The record is from RefSeq and is a predicted model, not a curated record. Gene Ontology annotation, molecular function: protein-cysteine S-palmitoyltransferase activity. Bases 77 to 1399 code for a protein of 440 amino acids.